Molecule: messenger RNA, 1671 nt
Organism: Ramularia collo-cygni
Lineage: Eukaryota; Fungi; Ascomycota; Dothideomycetes; Mycosphaerellales; Mycosphaerellaceae
Product: related to dimethylaniline monooxygenase
Exons: 7
Coding region: 1-1671 (556 amino acids)
Molecular function (GO): flavin adenine dinucleotide binding; NADP binding
Source: RefSeq, a predicted model, not a curated record
AUGGCAGAGGACAUGGUUGUCAUAGGUGCCGGCUGGUUCGGCUUGGCUGCAGCUAAAACAUAUGUUGAACUUCAUCCCACCGAGAAUGUCGUCGUCUUGGAAGCUGAGAGCAGUUGCGGUGGAACAUGGUCUGAGAAUCGGCUUUACGCAGGUCUAAAGUCUAACGAUCUCCACGGUUCAUAUGAGUACCCAGAUUUUCCCAUGGUGCCAGAGAACUAUGGGAUCACUCACGAUGACCACAUUCCCGGCAAGGUACUUCAUCGAUACCUCACCGAUUUUGCCAAAAAGUUCGGAGUCUUCUCAAGGACUCGCUUCAAUACUAGGGUCCAAUCUCUGGAACCGUCUUCGGAUGGCGGUUGGACCAUAGAGACUGAGUGCAACGAAAAGAAGCAGAAGAUCCGUACGAACAAAGUCAUCGUUGCAACAGGGUUGACGUCCCAGCCCAACUUCCCUGUAUAUCCCGGGGCAGAGAUCUUUAGAGCACCUUACUUUCACGCGAAGGAGUUCUGUCGGCAGGGUGACACGAUCUCAACUUCGAAGCGAGCGGUCGUUGUUGGAGGCGCAAAGUCCGCCAUGGAUGUUGCAUAUGCUUAUGCCGACAAAGGGGUCGAGGUCGACAUGGUCAUCAGACCUUCUGGAAAUGGGCCCGUAUGGAUCUCGUAUCCUUAUGUCAUGGGCGGGAAAAGGUUAGAGUCUCUGCUCCACGUCAGGUGGAUGAGCUUCUUUUCUCCCUGUCCAUGGGGCGGUCAAGGCGGGUUUGAAUGGGCUAGAAGGUUCUUGCAUGGAACAGCCAUUGGUCGUUUUAUCGUCGACAAGUUUUGGGGCGGCCUUGGAGGUGAAGUGGUAACAGCCAWUGGCUAUKACUCGAAUCCCGAACUGCAAAAGUUGAAGCCAUGGAAUCCGGCCUUCUGGAUCGGUUCAGGACUUUCUAUCCACAACUAUGAUCGCGACUUGUUCGACAUGAUCAGGCGGAAGGAGAUUAGAAUCCACAACGCGGAUGUGGAACGGCUCACAGACCACACGGUGCAUCUCACCGACGGAACGGAGCUCAAAGCAGACGUUCUCGUUUGCUCCACCGGAUGGAGGAAAGAGCCAUCGAUUCGCUUCUUGAACUUUGGCACUGCAGGUAUCGGUCUCACUCAGACACCAUCCGAGCAAAAGGAUCUCGCAACGCAGUAUGAUUCCGAGAUUCUCUCCCGCUACCCACGCCUCAAAAACCAGCCGCCUCUCAACUUCAAGCCCAAAGCAGAUCCGUUUCGGCUGUAUAGGUUCAUGGUGCCUCCAGCGCGUAUCAAUGAUCGCAACAUCGCGUUUGCAGGAAUGGUAAGCUCGGUAUCGACGUCGAYAUGUGCCAGCGUUCAAGCGUUGUGGAUAACGGCGUUUCUAGACGGACGUCUGGAUAGACUUGCCGGUUCAAAGGAGGAGGUCACUCGAGAGGUUAUGCUUCACACUCAAUGGGGCAAAUGGAGACAUCCGAUUGGAUAUGGGGCAUCGCUUCCAGAUUUCGCCUUUGAUGCCGUGCCAUAUGUGGACUUGAUGGUAAAUGAUCUUGGGUUGAAAGCGAACCGAAAGGAAGGAUGGUGGAAGGAUUUGACGGAACCGUACGGUCCGCCAGAUUACAAGGGGCUGGUCGAUCAGUGGGUGAUGAAAACGGGGACCACCAAGGCAUGA